This is a messenger RNA of Perca flavescens (yellow perch), 2731 nucleotides long. Its product is annotated as poly(rC)-binding protein 3. Lineage: Eukaryota; Metazoa; Chordata; Actinopteri; Perciformes; Percidae. The transcript is spliced from 13 exons. Bases 510 to 1808 code for a protein of 432 amino acids. Gene Ontology annotation, molecular function: RNA binding. The record is from RefSeq and is a predicted model, not a curated record.
GUUAGUCCCAGAGAAAACAGAACAAAGCUUCUCUUCAAUGUCUGUAUGUGUGUUCUUGAUGACUGCAAAAAGGCUAGACCUCUCCGAUUUUUUGUUGUGCUGGCUGUAACUGUAGCCUGCUCUAACUGUGCAGGACAGUGUCCAGCCAAAGAGCCUCUCUGCCCUGCCCUCAGGCCUCGUCAGCUUGUGGAUCUCCGUGCGGAGGAACGCCUCUUUGGUGGCUGUGACAGGGAGAAUUAGGCAAGAGAUGCGGGUUCACUUGCCCUGCGUAGGGGCUUAUCUUGGGCUAAGCUGAGGGACUAAUAGCAAAUCCAGCCUCCGCUCCAGACGGUCUGAGGGCACAGGGAACCAUCUGUCCACUCUGUGGAUAACUGACAACAAAGGGGGCAAACAUUGAACACGGACUACAAACUAAAAGGCCAUUCAUUUAGGAGAUACCACAAAUACAGAAGAGGAGCAAGUAUUUUGUAUAUAAGACGAUUUACAUUAAAGCUUGGAAAACACAGAGAAUGUCUGACAAGGAAGAAAUGGCUUCAGAUGGGAGUCUGAAUGUUACACUGACGUUAAGGCUGCUGAUGCAUGGAAAGGAAGUUGGCAGCAUAAUCGGGAAGAAAGGAGAAACCGUAAAGAAGAUGAGGGAGGAGAGUGGUGCUCGUAUCAACAUAUCAGAAGGAUCAUCUCCAGAGAGAAUAAUUACCAUCACAGGACCCACAGAGGGCAUCUUCAGAGCUUUCUCCAUGAUCGCAGAGAAGUUUGAGGAGGAUAUUACUGCAGCAAUGACAAACAGCAACGUGACAAGCAAGCCCCCUGUGACACUACGCCUGGUUUUCCCAGGAAGCCAGUGUGGCUCCCUGAUUGGCAAAGGAGGCUCAAAAAUCAAAGAGAUCAGAGAGACCACAGGCGCUCAGGUUCAGGUGGCAGGAGACAUGCUGCCGGACUCUACAGAGAGGGCUGUCACAAUCUCCGGCACUCCACAGGCCAUCACUCAGUGUGUAAGACACAUCUGCUCUGUCAUGCUGGAGUCUCCACCAAAAGGAGCGACUAUUCCCUACCGUCCCAAGGCCAUGACUUCUGGAGCCCAUGCAGUAUUAGCACCACAACACUCUGCGCAUGCGUUUGCAAUUCCAGGGCAGUAUGCUUUUGCGCAUCAAGAUUUGACCAAGCUUCACCAGCUGGCUAUGCAGCAUAUCCCCCUCCCUUCCCUUGGGCAGAGCAACCCUACCUUCCCUGGAUUGGAUGCAUCUGCCCCCACAAGUUCACAGGAGCUGGCAAUACCUAACGAUUUUAUUGGCUGCAUAAUUGGAAGACAAGGCAGCAAGAUCAAUGAGAUUCGCCAGGUCUCUGGAGCUCACAUCAAAAUUGCCAGUGCCACUGAUGGCUCAGCUAUGCGCCAAGUCACGAUCACAGGCUCGCCCGCCAGCAUCAGCAUCGCCCAGUACCUCAUCAACGCCAGCUUAGAGAUGGCUAAAUACACCAUGCAGGCCGCUUCCUCUGCGAACCCAAUUGACCUCAACAUGAGCUUCUCUCAGUCCGCUCCCACUGCCUCCACUGCUGCUACCUCUAUGGCCGUCCUGGCGGCCACCACUUCUUCCCCCGCCAUUAACGUCCACUCUCCCUCAACCUUGCAAACCAUCCAAAACCAACAUUACGCCGUCCCCAUUUCCAGCCUGCUUGGCAUGAAAACUCUGCCCCUCCUGGCUGUCCACCCAGCAGCUGCUUCCAGCCUAGCUCAGGGUUUUUGCCCUUAUACCACAAAAAUGACAACCAGCAUCAAAAAAUCUGAGCGGCAGAAGUUUGGUCCUUAUUGACGUCUGCUUUUUAAGUCUAGUCAGUGUAAUGGACUGGUAAGACAUUAUUAAAUGAUGAGAAAUGAUUUGAGAUUGAGCAUACAUGUAUAGGCGUUACACACCAGUGUGUGUACGUUUUGCCAGUGUAGCACUUGUUUUCCAUAAAUCAGGAGAAUAUUAGAAACAGAUGGAAAGGAUGGUAGUAUCAAAACAUGUCCACAUUAAUUACAACAGGCAGCUGAGGUGCAUAUUAACUCAGUAUUACAUUGCGGACAUGCACAACAAUGAAUGUUGGUAACUCAGGCUUGUACUAGUAUCCUAGAAAAAGCUAUUUUUCAAAUGGAUUCAUGUUACAGAGCUUUAUAUGAUGAAGACUUAAUCCAGGAGAGGUAUUUUCCAUGAUGCAAAUAUUGACUUAGUUUUCUAUCUGUGUAACUAGUUUACAAUCAUUUUUUGUUAGAUCAUUCUAACUAGUAUUUUAUUACGUUGUGCUUUGUUGGCAGCAGGCUGUUAAAAUGUUUGUCUUGUAAAGUAGAAGUCAGUGUGUUAAGUAUUUCCAUUUAUUUUUUUACCAAGGAUUGUCAACCUAACCUUUCCUUCACUGUAGGCUCUCAUCAGUUCUAACAGGCUUGGGUGUUCUGUAGUAGCGUUGCGCUGUUGCAGUUCUGAUGGGAUUAUCCUAAAGCCACAUUGGAUUCUAGUGGAUUUCACUCUACCCGUAAUCCUGUAGAGCGGGACUGGCCUAACUAACUCAUUUAUUGUUUCUGUAAGCUAGCUUGUUCCUUGUUUAUUUCCCAACAUAAAUGACUGGAAUGCUCCAACUUUCAGCAUCUGAAAUGGACGCUGAGCCGUUAUUGUAAUACAUGUUUUAUUCAUGUGUUUCUGGUGUGGGUCUUCCCACAAACAAUGCAGAUUUGAAAUAUUUGUUGAUGUAAUGACUUUUA